Cuscuta campestris is the source of this 776-nucleotide messenger RNA. Lineage: Eukaryota; Viridiplantae; Streptophyta; Magnoliopsida; Solanales; Convolvulaceae. The record is from the annotation of a GenBank genome assembly.
UCGACGUCGCCCAACGACCAUUGCCCCCGACGCCGAUCGUCUCUCCCAUCGCCUACUACAGAGCUGUGUCGUCCCACGCCAGGCCGCCACCACCGUGAACAGAUUAGGGAGGAUUAUUAUUUUGCACAAAGAAACCCCAGAGCUAGGAAAAUGAACUCUUUGAGAAGCAGAUUCUCGACAAUCUUCCCUCAUACAAACGCAACUCUCAGCACAGUGAGUUGGGAGCUUCAACAAUGUCGUGGGAUCCGAGUGAAGGUGUACAACAACAACUUGGAGAGAGCAUUGGGCGUGAUGCAGAGGAUGAUGCAAUCUAGUGGGAUUGAGCGACUCAUAAAGCGGCCUCAGACUCGCCAUAUUAAGAACUCUGAGAAGCGGGUACUAGCUAAAAAAUCCCUCGAACGUAAGAUUCGGUCCCAAGAACUUGCUCGCAAGCUCAAAUCCAUCCUCGUCAAGCGAGUCAGGGGUCUAUGAGAGGAAAUGAAAAAAGGUCCUAUCUGCACUGAUGGUGAGAGUCAAACACUAAUUUGCUUGCAGGUUUCAAGGAUGGUUUAUGAGUAGUUUAUGAUGCAAAACAGUGGGGAAAAGAAAUGUAUGUCAUCAAAUUUGUAAUUUGUCAUAUCCUCAAAAACCUAUAGGUUAAGAUGCUGCAUUUCUAGCAUUUAACCUUGAGUAUUUUCCUAAACCUCAAGGGUACAAUGUUUUUCUUGAUUCUUUUGAGUAAAUUUUGCGUAGAAUAAUCCGACAUUUUGAUUGGUUAAUAAUAAUCUCCUUUAUAA